GCUGGGCUCAGUUCCUGGGCGGGGCCGGAGUAGCGGAGGGAAGUUGAGGCGAAGUUGCGAGAGUCGCCUUCUCGGCGCUGCCCCCGCCCGCCUGCCCGCCUUGCCUUUCCCUCGCCGCCCCUUGAGUCCCCAACCUCCCUCGCCCCAGCCUCCCGAGCCUCAACCCCGCGCCGUCCGUCGAAGCUUCCUCCUCCUCCUCCUCUUCCUCCUCAGCCAUGGCUGAAGAGAAGCCGCAGGUCGAGCUGUUCGUCAAGGCUGGCAGCGAUGGAGCCAAAAUUGGGAAUUGCCCCUUCUCCCAACGACUCUUUAUGGUUCUCUGGCUCAAGGGAGUGACCUUCAAUGUCACCACAGUGGACACCAAAAGGAGAACUGAAGCCGUGCAGAAGCUUUGUCCUGGAGGCCAGCUCCCAUUCCUGAUGUACGGGACCGAGGUCCAUACGGACACUAACAAGAUUGAAGAAUUCCUGGAAGAAGUUCUGUGCCCUCCUAAGUAUCCAAAGCUGGCUGCUAAUAACCCUGAAUCUAACACAGCUGGCCUUGAUGUCUUUGCCAAAUUCUCUGCCUAUAUCAAGAACUCAAACCCAUCCCUCAACGCCAACCUUGAGAAAGGUUUACUGAAAGCAUUGAAAGUGCUGGAUGUUUAUUUGAUGACGCCUCAACCCGAAGAGGUGGACGAGAACAGCGCGGAAGAUGAAGGACAGUCCAACCGCAAAUUUCUUGACGGAAAUGAACUUACGUUGGCAGACUGCAAUCUGCUGCCCAAACUCCAUAUCGUCAAGGUGGUUUGCAAGAAAUACCGUGACUUUACCAUUCCUGAGGAAUUCCGCGGCAUCCAUCGCUAUCUUAAGAAUGCCUACGCGCGUGAGGAGUUUUCUAGCACCUGCCCAGAUGAUGAAGAAAUUGAAUUAGCUUAUGAGCUGGUUGCCAAAGCUUUGAAGUAGUAAACUUUUAAAAUGUGGAGAAGGGACACAGGGCUUCGCUGGCAGGGAUUCUUGGAUUUGGGCAUCUCUGCGGGUAUUUUAACAUAUGUAUUUGUGUCUGGCCACCGGAGGGGGAGUGUCUGUUUUCUGGAGGGAAAAAAUGAUUCAAAUUUAAAUAUGAGCAAAUAUGAAAUAAAUAAAAAAAUACAUGUUUUUAAAAAUA
Molecule: messenger RNA, 1143 nt
Organism: Ahaetulla prasina
Lineage: Eukaryota; Metazoa; Chordata; Lepidosauria; Squamata; Colubridae
Gene: CLIC1
Product: chloride intracellular channel 1
Exons: 6
Coding region: 216-941 (241 amino acids)
Source: RefSeq, a predicted model, not a curated record